Oryza sativa Japonica Group (Japanese rice) is the source of this 1556-nucleotide messenger RNA. Lineage: Eukaryota; Viridiplantae; Streptophyta; Magnoliopsida; Poales; Poaceae. The record is from RefSeq and is a predicted model, not a curated record.
GCUCUGCUAGGCUGGAUGAAACGGCCCAAUACUGCUCCCUCCCGCAGAAGGCCCAAUAGAAAGACAAGCCCAAGCAGUUUCCAGAAGGCCCAAGUAGCCCACCGUCGCAGCCGGAGCAACCGCACUGUUCACACACGCAACGGCGCAACACAACCACUUCGUCGUCUUCCUCUGCUGCUUCCUUCUCCUCCAAGCCCCCGCUCCGCUCCGACGACCUCGCCGCCUCCGCCUACAGGUGGGCAGAUGGCGCCGUCCAAGCAGUACAGCGAAGGCGGGCAGCUCCAGCUCAUGGACGCCGAGAGGAUCGAGGAGGAGGAGGAGUGCUUCGAGUCCAUCGACAAGCUAAUCUCGCAAGGGAUAAACUCUGGAGAUGUGAAGAAGCUGCAGGAUGCUGGUAUCUACACUUGCAAUGGCCUCAUGAUGCAUACAAAGAAGAGCCUGACAGGAAUCAAGGGAUUAUCUGAAGCAAAGGUAGACAAGAUCUGCGAAGCAGCCGAAAAACUUCUGAGUCAGGGCUUCAUAACAGGAAGUGAUCUCCUUAUUAAGCGGAAAUCUGUUGUUCGAAUCACCACUGGGAGCCAGGCGCUUGACAAGCUGCUUGGCGGAGGGAUUGAAACACUUUGCAUCACAGAGGCAUUUGGAGAAUUUCGAUCAGGGAAGACCCAGUUGGCUCACACUCUAUGCGUCUCCGCUCAGCUUCCAAUCCACAUGCAUGGGGGGAACGGGAAGGUUGCUUACAUUGAUACUGAGGGAACAUUCCGGCCUGAACGAAUUGUGCCGAUUGCUGAGAGAUUUGGGAUGGAUGCCAAUGCUGUUCUUGAUAAUAUCAUAUAUGCUCGUGCAUACACCUAUGAGCACCAGUACAACCUUCUCCUUGGCCUUGCCGCUAAGAUGGCUGAAGAGCCUUUCAGGCUUCUGAUUGUGGAUUCUGUGAUCGCACUAUUCCGUGUCGAUUUCAGUGGCAGGGGUGAACUUGCAGAGCGCCAGCAAAAAUUGGCACAGAUGCUCUCCCGCCUUACUAAAAUAGCUGAGGAGUUCAAUGUUGCAGUGUACAUCACCAACCAAGUGAUUGCCGACCCAGGUGGUGGAAUGUUCAUAACUGACCUGAAAAAACCAGCGGGAGGCCACGUGCUGGCGCAUGCAGCUACCAUCCGGUUGAUGCUGAGGAAAGGCAAAGGAGAGCAGCGUGUCUGCAAGAUCUUUGAUGCCCCUAACCUGCCUGAGGGAGAAGCUGUUUUCCAGGUAACAUCAGGUGGAAUAAUGGAUGCGAAAGACUGAAUGUUCAUUGAGGGUGCUUCCUGUCUUCAAAUUAUUCAGGUUUCUCCUAGUAAAUUCCUGCAUAGGCCAUAUAGGUUUGGUACAUUGACUAAACUACUACUGCUACUUUGCCACUGUCGAGGAAAUAUGCAACCUCAUUUAUCCAGACGAUUAUACCUUAAAAUGGGUAUUUUUCUAUGCUUAUGAGAUCAACAGUUGUACUGAAACAAAUACAGUAUUGUCUUAAGUGAAAAAUAUAUAAGAGGUUUACAUGAUGGUAACUUUCCCCAGAAACUAAA